Molecule: messenger RNA, 963 nt
Organism: Eucalyptus grandis
Lineage: Eukaryota; Viridiplantae; Streptophyta; Magnoliopsida; Myrtales; Myrtaceae
Product: RING-H2 finger protein ATL64
Exons: 1
Coding region: 52-711 (219 amino acids)
Biological process (GO): protein ubiquitination
Molecular function (GO): ubiquitin protein ligase activity
Source: RefSeq, a predicted model, not a curated record
AAUCCCCUAGAACCCCCCCAACCUUUCCCUUUAUAAGGAGGCCGGUGCCUUAUGUUGAUCUUCCCCCUUCUUCUUCUUCCUCCUGCUCUCUCUCUUUUCUUGAAAUUCUUCUUGUUGGCUAAGUUCUUGAUGUUUCUUGAUCUCUUGAAGGAAGAUUUUGAUGCCAAAAUGGGUUUCUUGUUGGGAGAUUCCAGCUGUUGUUUGAUAGUAACCCAUGUCCUGUACAAAGCAGCUCUUGUAUUUGCAGUGGUGAGAUGGGUCUUGUCUUGGGCUUUUAGGCUCAGAGACAGAAUCACCAUGGCCUCCUCUUCCUCCUCUGUUGAAACAGAGCAUACUUCCUCUGUUUCUUCCCAGAUGAUAAGAAACAACCUGGUGCUCACCACCUAUGGGGAUGCCAUGGAGCGGCUGCCACAGAUCUGUGACACGUGUGCAGUAUGCCUGAGCCAGCUGAGGGAGGAUGAUGAAGUCAGGGAGCUGAGGAACUGCUGCCAUGUUUUCCACAGAGAGUGCAUUGACAGAUGGGUGGAUCAUGAUGGCCAUCAAGAUCAUGAUCAUGAUCAUGAUAAUGAUCAUGAUGAUAAUCACAAGUCUUGCCCGCUCUGCAGAGCCCCCUUGCUGAACCCCUCGCAGAGCUUGGACUGGAGUAUGAAUGAACCCAGUUGGGCUGUGGAGAGACUUCUCUAUCUUUUUGGGGAUGAUCUGCUUCUAUAGUUACCAUGGAUUUUUCCUCCCUUCAUUUUUGACUUUUUUUGGAAGGCUUUUAGAGUAGAUGUGAUUUCAGUGAUCUGUAUAAGUUUAGUCGCUAUAGUCGAAUUUAAUCUUAAUAAUGAAAUCAGUAAUCACUCACUAGUGAGGUUCAAGAUUCUUGGUUCUUGUAUUGUGGUUGGACCAGCUUGGGCUUUCUUUUGUACAUAAUCCAGAGUCACUUUUAUGCUUUAGUAAAGUCUUGUGAUUCUUUUUUAA